UAUUCAACGACUGUUGUCGUCAUUACGCAAGGGGUGGCGACGUGGAAAACAUGGAGGAUAGUAGUAUGUAGAGUAAACUUAAUUGUCUGAAAUACCGUACAAUUUUAAACGUUGCGCUUUACAAUUACAAUUGGUAUCAUACUAGACAAAACUCCUGACCCGUGUGAAAAACAGUCGUUCAUUUUCGGACCUGGGAGCCUGAAGAGCCACGGAAACAGCGAGAAGAAUUUAUGACAGGAUUUGGCAUAUGCCCGGUGAAAAAGCAGUGAGGAGUGGUGAGUCUGGCUGAUUGGUGCCAGCAGAGAUGGGUGCCAACACCAGCCAGGUCAGCGACCUGUCUGAUAACCCCAGCCUGAAGUCCCUGGUGGGCACAGAGUCCAUAUCGGAGAAUGAUCCUUUCUGGAACCAGCUCAUCUCCUUUACAUUCAUCAGUCCCACCAGCAGUGGGGACUCCAAGUUGCUAGAAGAGGCUGUUAUCCCCCUGGCCAAGAUCCUCAUUGAAAACAAUCCCAGAACGGGGAACUUUGGCGCUCUCGUCAGAAUUUUUCUGGGAAGAACCAAAGAGCUGAAAAUCUCUACAGAAUGCCAAGAUCAGCUGUUUAUCUGGCAGGCCCACAACGCACUCUUCAUGAUCCGCUGCCUUCUCAAGGUGUUCAUAAGGGAGAUGAGUGAAGAAGAGCUGCACCUACAGUUCUCCUACCAGGAGAGGGCACCAGGCUCCUGUGGAGAAACAGGCAGCCAGGACCUCCUCGAGGAGCUGCUGUCCAACCUCGUUCACCUGAUCGUUGAAGUGCCCCUGCUAGACAUCACCUACAGCAUCCUGUUUGAAGCAGUCACCACGCUGCUGGUUUUCUUCUCCUAUCAGCUCUUCCACAAAGACAUCCUCCGAGAUGGAUUGAUCUACCAGCACAUCAUGAAGGGACGAUGUUUGUCUUUAACCAGUCGUCUGGUGAAAACGCUGCUUUAUAACUUCAUCAGGCAGGAGAAAUGUCCGCCUCCAGCAACCCACAUCUUUGAGCCCAAAGACGAGGGAGGUCUGCUGUACGGCCUGGCAUCAGGAGUCGCAAGUGGACUGUGGAGCGUCUUUACUUUGGGUGGCGCUGGCAGCAAAGCCGGGAUAGACCAGGAACACAACCCGUUACCUUUGUCCAAUCAGAGCCUUCUGUUACUGCUGGUCCUCGCCAAUCUGACAGAUGGACCUGACUGGCCCAACCCCUACCGCCAGGCUAUCACUUGUUUUAGGAACACACAAGACACAUCGUCACUUCCCGUGGAGCAGCCUCACACUUUCCAGAUCAAUUUCAACAGCCUGUACACAGCGCUGUGUGAGCAGCAGCGCUCCGACCAGGCAACACUACUACUGUACACUCUCCUUCACCAGAACGCCAACAUGAGGACGUAUAUGCUCUCCAGGACAGACAUGGACAAUCUGGUGUUGCCCAUCCUCGAGAUCCUCUAUCACGUGGAGGACAGAAACUCUCAUCACGUCUACAUGGCCCUCAUUAUUCUGCUCAUCCUCACAGAGGACGACGCCUUCAACCGCUCCAUCCACGAAGUGGUGUUGAAAAACAUCUCGUGGUACACAGAGAGGUCGUUGACAGAGAUCUCACUUGGCAGUUUGCUCAUCCUGGUGGUCAUCCGCACCAUCCAGUUUAACAUGACUAGAACAAGAGAUAAAUACCUCCACACCAACUGUCUGGCUGCACUUGCCAACAUGUCGGCCCAGUUUCGUUGUCUCCACCAGUACGCUGCCCAGCGCAUCAUCAGUUUAUUUGCUUUGCUUUCCAAAAAGCACAACAAGGUUUUGGAGCAGGCAACACAGUCUCUGAGAGGCCGACAAGGAGACAACACAGCUUUGCCCGACUAUGCCCAGGACCUGAAUGUGAUUGAAGAGGUGAUCCGUAUGAUGCUGGAGAUCAUCAACUCUUGCUUGUGCAACUCUCUCCACCACAACCCCAACCUGGUGUACGCACUGCUCUACAAAAGGGAACUGUUUGAGCAGUUCAGGACGCACCCAUCCUUCCAGGAUAUCAUGCAGAACCUGGACACGGUGAUCGGCUUCUUCAGUCAGCGUCUGGAGCAGGCUGGAAGUGACCUGUCAGUGGAGAGGGUUCAGGAGGUCAUCAUGAAAGGAGCCCAGGCCCUGCCCAAAGACAGACUGAAGAAGUUUCCAGAGCUCAAGUUUAAGUACGUGGAGGAAGACCAGCCGGAGGACUUCUUCAUCCCCUACGUCUGGUCCCUCGUCUUCAACUCCGGAGUCGGCCUCCACUGGAGCCCGCAUGGCAUCGAGCUCUUCAGCAUGGACUCCGGCUGAAGCGCCCGCUGCAGUCAGACUGCCAGUGUAUUCUUCCCCAUUCAGUGUAGGAGACAAAAAAAAGACUGACGGCAUGUGUGUGUGUGUGCGUGCGUGCGUGUGUGUGUGUCUGUCUGUGUGUGUGUGUGUGUGUAUGUCUGUCUGUCUGUGUGUGCCUGUGUAGGUGUGUUUGCAUUUGGGUGAGUGUGUGCGCAUUGCCCUUUAUAGUGUGUGCACGCUGCUUUGAAAGUGCCUCAACCUUGUACAGAGCGGUUUCUGUUUUUUCUUCUUUUAUGCAGCACAGUCAGAUUUUUUUUUCCUCAUAUCAUAAUAAUCCCUCUGCUUCCUUCUACACUGUGAAGCUUCGUCUGUUCUGGUUAGCAGUUCACACUGUAGCACCCACUCAUGUAUAGUCAGUCCCGUAGGGAAUACCUGGUUAACAUAGAGCAGCUUCACCUGGGCAUGAGUAACACCUCUCCUGUUGAACAUUUUCUUGUUGUGUGGAGCUCAGGACUUCGGCGGUGGAUAAUCCUGUGUUUCUUUCAAUGCUUCAAAAGAAAAGGUCAAUUUUCUUUGCACUGGUGAAAGAUGACUUAUGCUGCGUUUACUGCUAAGAUAUAGUAACAAGUUAUAUUUCCAGACAGCCACAUGUCUUCAAACCUACACUUCACGAGUAACUUGUAUGAUAUUAAGUUGAUUAUCUCAUACAAAAGCGUUUCAUUUGACCAGCAUUGUUCUCUGGAAACAAUGCUUGUGUAUAAAGAUUUGUUUUUUGUAUAUUAAGCUUCCAAAAGGUCACCAAGAGAACCAACAGAAAGUCACAGAAUUUUCAGAUUUGAAUACACCAUUGUUGCAUGGUGGCACCCUCAAGUUCCCCCCAUUGAACUACAGUUUAAUUAAUAAUUAAUUUAAGUUUCUUGAUUAUAUAAAAUGUCCAUAUUGCUACGAUUCAGACAAUUUCACUGUUACUUUAGCCCUUUUAUUUGACUUUCUCCUGUCUUUGUUGUUUCCGUUUUUCUAUGGUAACCCAAGGCAAGUACAUAAACUAGGACAAGUUAUUCAACCUCCUGUCCUAAUGUGCAUAAUUACAGUCAUCUCUUUGAUUUGUCACUUUAUUUGCAUGUUUAACUAGAGACUUUGUAUUAAAUUAUUUAUUUUCAUGUAUAUUGUUUUUUCUUUUUUUAUAUUUAGCCCCCUGAAAUGUAAUCGGUAGUCCUGACUUGACUGCUGCUGAUGAGGAAAUUGGUGGUACUUUACUUUGAUUCUUCCCAGGUGGGAAACUGGCUUUAUAUUAUUACAUAUAUAAUGACAAGAGCUGUCAUUUUGUGGCAAAUAUUACUUUGAAAAUAGGAGUUUAAAUAAAAAUGAUAAACCAAACCA
This is a messenger RNA of Notolabrus celidotus (New Zealand spotty), 3673 nucleotides long. RefSeq names its product dymeclin (gene dym). Lineage: Eukaryota; Metazoa; Chordata; Actinopteri; Labriformes; Labridae. Gene Ontology annotation, cellular component: Golgi apparatus. The record is from RefSeq and is a predicted model, not a curated record. The transcript has 17 exons. The coding region runs from base 305 to 2314 and encodes 669 amino acids. Gene Ontology annotation, biological process: Golgi organization.